Molecule: messenger RNA, 1689 nt
Organism: Brenthis ino (lesser marbled fritillary)
Lineage: Eukaryota; Metazoa; Arthropoda; Insecta; Lepidoptera; Nymphalidae
Source: the annotation of a GenBank genome assembly
AUGACUGUCGUAGACGACAUCAACCCGUACUCCUUCAAUACUACGAGACUGAUCUUCUAUCCUCUGGUUUUACUGGCAACAGGCCUGUGGUUACUUUAUCGAUGGCAACAACAAUCAAGACUCCACAAAUUAGGAAACUUACUGCCAGGUCCUUUGCCAGUGCCGUUAUUUGGAAAUGCACUAUUGGCUUUAGGAAAAAGACCAGAAGAGCUUCUUACCCUGGCGUUAAGUUAUGCUGAAAUAUACGGAACAGUGGUCCGCGGUUGGCUGGGCUCGAAACUUAUAAUAUUCUUAGCUGAUCCAAAUGACGUUGAGGUUAUUCUCAACAGCCAAGUUCAUAUCGACAAAGCUUCUGAAUAUAGAUUUUUCAAACCAUGGCUUGGUGAAGGCUUACUCAUCAGUUCAGGUGAAAAAUGGCGAAGUCAUCGUAAAAUGAUUGCACCUACUUUCCACAUAAACAUUCUGAAAUCAUUUGUUAAUACUUUUAAUGAAAACAGCAAAAAUGUUGUCAACAAAAUGAGAGGGGAGAUCGGAAAAGUGUUUGAUGUUCACGAUUACAUGAGUGGAGUCACUGUUGAUAUUCUAUUAGAAACGGCUAUGGGAAUCACAAAAGACACACAAGAGGGGGAAUCAGGUUUUGACUAUGCUAUGGCAGUAAUGAAAAUGUGCGACAUAAUUCAUCAAAGGCAUUAUAAAUUUUAUUUACGCUUCGAUGCUAUUUUUAAGUUUACAUCUUUCUUUGAGAAACAAAAAAAGCUUUUAGAUAUCAUUCACGGUCUCACUAAUAAGGUUAUUAAAAACAAGAAAGAAAAAUAUUUGCAAAAUAAGGCCAAAGGAAUCAUUCCGCCUACUAUUGAAGAAGUUACACGUCCAAGUCGAGAAGAAGAAACAGGACUGGCUAACGUUAAGACUCUGUCUGAUACUGUAUUUAAAGGUUAUCGUGAUGACUUAGACUUUAAUGAUGAGAAUGAUGUCGGUGUAAAGAAACGUCUUGCUUUCUUGGAUCUCAUGAUUGAAUCUGCACAAAAUGGUACUAAUAAUAUAACUGACCAUGAAAUUAAGGAAGAAGUUGAUACUAUAAUGUUUGAGGGUCAUGAUACAACUGCAGCUGGGUCUAGCUUUGUCCUCUGUCUUCUCGGUAUUCACCAAGACGUUCAAACUAAAGUUUACGAUGAACUAUAUUCAAUAUUUGGAGAUUCUGAUCGCCCUGCAACUUUUGAAGAUACCCUUCAUAUGAAAUAUCUGGAAAGAGUUAUCUUAGAAUCUCUCAGAAUGUACCCACCAGUACCACUUAUUGCGAGAAAAUUGAAGCGCGAUGUUAAAAUUGCAACUAACAAUUAUGUUCUACCGGCUGGAGCGACUGUCGUUAUUGGACAAUACAAAAUUCAUCGAAACCCCAAAUACUACGAUAACCCUGAUGUCUUCAAUCCGGAUAACUUCUUACCAGAAAAUACUCAGAAUCGGCACUAUUACAGCUAUAUUCCUUUCAGUGCUGGUCCAAGGAGCUGUGUAGGUCGUAAAUAUGCCAUCUUGAAGCUAAAGAUCUUGCUGUCUACGAUUCUCCGAAACUACAAAAUGGUGUCAGACAUCACUGAAGACCAGUUUGUGCUCCAAGCCGAUAUCAUCCUAAAGAGAAAUGAUGGAUUCAGGGUUCAAAUCGAACCUAGACAGAGAGUGCCAUCUACCGCU